AUGGAAACCGACGAGGACUCGGACCGGCCAGUGUUCAUGCCAAGGAAGUCGCUGGCACGUAUACCUCCUCGCAGUCAUGAGGAGGUCACCAAGACAAGUGCCUGUACUUCAGGAGGCUUAAAGCGGACCCUGCAGUCACCGGAGGAAGUUGGUACGGCCCUGCAAAAACCGAGAAUGGAGCUGCGAAUGUGCCGCCCUACUACCCCGGCUCCCACCCCCCCUAUUGGUGCGACAUCCUCUGGCGGAGCACCAAUUCCGGACACACAGGGCACGCAUGGUCAGGCAUUGGACACGGGGUUGGAGAAAAGCUCCAAAAUGGAGCUCUUGAACAUGGCGCGAAACAACAUGCAGGCAAUUAUGGGUAUUGUUACUGGACCCCAGUUGAGGUUAAACAAAAACGACACCAAUGCUGUGGUAGCGCAUAUACACGAGGUUCUGGCGGUAUUUGCUGCCUUGAAUAUCAGAUUAAGUAAUGUUGGGGAAGUAAUUAAGGCCCGUUCC
Messenger RNA from Iphiclides podalirius (scarce swallowtail), 501 nucleotides. NCBI's taxonomy places the organism in Eukaryota, Metazoa, Arthropoda, Insecta, Lepidoptera, Papilionidae. The record is from the annotation of a GenBank genome assembly.